This is a messenger RNA of Nezara viridula (southern green stink bug), 3353 nucleotides long. The record is from the annotation of a GenBank genome assembly. Lineage: Eukaryota; Metazoa; Arthropoda; Insecta; Hemiptera; Pentatomidae.
AUCAAUAAAAAAAUAGUGGGGGGGGGAGGAAAUGUUAGGUCAUGAAAAGUUAUCACGAGCUAUGUAACUCAUUAUCUUGCAAAAGAAAAUUCAUUAACCAGAAGACUGCACACGAAGACUGAAUUUCCCACUAGAGAUCAGUGAUGGUUUGUAGAAGGUUUAUCCUUAACAUUUUGGUGAGCUUGAUUUUUUUUCAAACAACUGUAAAUGGCUGUUGUAACAGUAACUGUGAAACUGAGAAAAAAGAAUGCAAAUGUGUACAGUUUUACCUGUGCAAAAACGAUACAAACGGAGAUAAAUUUAUUAUUGAAGACGGAAGCUCAGUUCUAGAAGCCAGGACAGGAGGACUAUGUAGUGGCGAUGAGGUUCCUUGUUGUAAGCUUAAGGCUCGUACUCCUUGUCCAUUAUGUCAGGCACAAUGUGGCAAGCGAAAACCUGCCUUCAUAGAUGCCAGAAUAACUGGAAGCACUACAAACUUCGGGGAGUUCCCAUGGAUGAUUGCCUUAUUCAGGAUGGUUGUAAACAAUACAUAUUGCGAGGAACCGAAAUACUUAUCUGGUGGAGCACUAAUUCAUAGAAAUAUAGUUUUAACUACAGCACAUUCCGUCAUAAGUGUGAAAAACAAUGCCUCGCUCGGACUGAUAGCUCGGGCCGGUGCAUGGGACCUUCAGAACGUGAAUGAAGCGGAAAAACUUCAAAAUCGAGUAGUGGCUGAAAUCAUAAUUCAUCCGAGGUUCAACCCAGCCAACUUAUGGAAUGACUUUGCCAUACUUAGGCUUGAUAAUCCAUUUAUAUUAGCAGAUCACAUCAGUACUAUAUGUCUUCCACCUCCUGGAAAAAUUAUCAGCCGUGGAAACUGCGUUGUGACCGGUUGGGGGAAAGAAAAGUACGCGGAUCCUAAUUACAAGCCCUCAGUUCUGAAGAGCAUCGACCUCCAGGUUGUAAGUAGAACUGAUUGUACUUCACAAUUCCGCCGAACAAGAGCUGGGCCGGACUUCAUCUUGCAUGAGAGCUUCAUUUGCGCUGGAGGAAUAGAAGGCGUUGACACAUGUGCGGGAGAUGGGGGAAGCCCAUUAGUUUGCCCUAUUGAUUCAUCUGGGAACUUUUACGAGUUAAGUGGUUUGGUAUCAUGGGGGAUUGGAUGUGGUAACGCGAUCCCAGGAGUAUAUGCAAGUGUUGGAUACGCACACGGAUGGAUUACAUAUACUAUGCGUAAUUUAAGAUUGAAUUCAUGUUAACGAAAAUGAAUUGAUAGCAAUUAGAAAAUAUAUAACUAAUAUAUAUUUCAGAAAUGUUUUAUUUAAAUUUAUGCUAAUAUAAAUUUACUCAAUAAAAGCUAAAAUAAAGGUGGAUUUCACAAAUGUUUUUAUAAAAAUUAAUUGUGACAUUUUAAAUGUAGAAUAAAUUAAUUUAAAUGUAUUUACGAUAUAGUUAAUUGCAACAAUAUCCUUUAGUCCUAAGGUCAUCUCGACUUUCUAGAAAUUUCAUGCCUCAUUGCUGAGACAAUAUAUGUUAUAUAUAUUUCAUAUUUAAGCACAUCAUUAAAAUUAAAAAAAAAAGUAUUUUUAAAAUUCUGGUAAAUAAAAUAUCCCGUCUACUUUUAGGCACUAAAGCAAGAUUUUCAAGAGAAUUCUUCCAAUGUAUGAUUCAUUUUCAGAUAUGAUAAUAGAAUAGAAUAGAAUAGAAAAAUAAUUUUACUGUGGGACGAAGUCCCUUCAGAAUAACAAAAAAGUACAGAAAUUAAAAUUUUAUAUCUGGCCAGAUAAAAACAAACAUAAAAAGGUAAGAUAAAGAUAGAUCAUUAAAAAAAAGAAAAAAAAAUAUUGGCUAUACAUACUAUAUACAAAAUAAAAUAAAAAAAUCUAUAUAAAAAACUCUUGAAACCAUACUAAGAUACUUAAGACUAUGUACAAUGUUAAAAUAUAAAUAAACCCUUUUAGAAAAAAUAAAAAAUACAGAAAAAAUAAAUGUAAAUUUUUCUUAACAGUAAAAUCUGUAUCUGUUGAAAAAAAAAAAAAAAAGAAAAAAAGAAAGUCGAAUCUAUAAUAAGUAUUUAGGUUAUGAGCUAUAUUUGAAAAUGUUCUUAUAGAUAAUAUGUAAUUUUACAUAAAAAGUUAGCUGGUGUCUGACUGUUUUUGGGACAGGAAUUGGAAUAGGAGGGUUUUGAAUGAAGGUAAGGAUGAAGAAUGUCGAAUUUUGAUAGGAAGGGAAUUCCAGAAACUAACAGAACGAGCAAUAAAGGAGUUUUGGAACGAGGCAGAUCUGUGAGAAGGAAUGUAAAGGUCGGAAGGUCGAGAUCUUGUGGAAAGGGAGUGGGCUGAGGACUUGAAUUGGAGAAGGUUGUAGGCGUAGGAAGGACGAUGAUUGUUGAUGAUAUGAUAGAGGAAUUUACCUAGGAAAUAUUGCCUUCGAAUGGAGGGGAAGAGCCACUCUAACUCAAUGUAGUGGUGAGAGACAUGGUAGUAUCUCGGGGCACCAAUUACAAAUUUCACGCAACUGUUCGUUAAUCUUUUCAGUCUGUCGUGGAGCUCCACCGAGACUCCAUCAUACACCACACAGCAGUAGUCAAAGUGGGGGAAGAUGAGAGAGGAAACGAGGAGUCUACGCGUAUGUUGAGGUAGGAGAUGGCGGAAGCGAUGGAAUAGUUUGAGGGUAGAAACUGUCCGUCGGGAGAUGUGAGAAAUAUGGUGACUCCAGGAGAGGGUUUGACCAAUAAAUAGUCCUAAAUUUUUUACAGAGGAGUAGAAGGAGAUUGGCUGGUCACCAAGGUUUAGUAUGGGAAAGUCGGUAUAGGAUCUAAGGAGGGGUUUGGAACCGAUGACAAUGGCCUGAGUUUUUGAAGCAUUUAACCUUAAUCCGUUUAAGUUUGCCCAGGCACAGAUUCGAUCUAGGUCUGCUUGGAUCUUAGUAAAUGCUACCAAUAGCUCAGGGAGAGAAAAGGAUAGGUAUAUUUGAGAAUCGUCUGCAUAAAGGUGGUGGGAACAAUGGAGAAUUGAGUCAUGGAGUUCAUUAAUAUAGGAACUAAAAAGGAGAGGAGAUAUGCUAGAUCCUUGGGCAACUCCAGAGGAUAAAGGCAGGUAGGCAGAUAGUCGUUGAUUAGGAAUGGAGACUGCUUGGGUCCGUUGUGAGAAAAAAGAUUGGGACCAAGAGAUGGAGCUAUUGGAGAAGGAGAGUGAUUUUAGUUUGUUGAAAAGGAUGGGAUGGUUAAUGGAAUCGAAAGCUUUAGAGAAGUCAAGAAGUAUAAGGACAGUUAGUUGUUUAUUAUCUAUUGCAGUCUGAACAUCAUUAGUAAUUUUGAUUAAGGCGGAUUGUGUGGAGUAGCCGGGGCGGAAACCAGAUUGGAGAGGAUCAAG